AUGGGUGGUUCUAAAAUGACAUUAGUGCCCUCUCACACUGUUAAACUGACUUUGGGUGUGUUGGUAGUAGUGAUGUUAAUGCAUUUGAAGUGUUUAGAAGCACAACAACAGCAGUUAGUGGAGGGGCUUUCUUGGAAAUUCUAUGAAAGUAAGUGUCCAAAGUUGGAAUCAAUUAUUAGAAAGCAAAUGGUGAAGGUGAUCAAGAAGGAUGUUGGUCUUGCUGCUGCUCUUUUGAGACUUCAUUUCCAUGAUUGCUUUGUUCAGGGUUGCGAUGGCUCGGUGCUAUUGGAUGGAUCAGCAAGCGGCCCGGCUGAUAGUGAGAAAACCGCACCACCAAACCUACGUUUGAGGGGGUUCGAUGUCAUCGAGGAUCUUCGUCGUAGGGUUCACAAACAAUGUGGUGCGGGUAGUGUCUCGUGUUCGGAUAUCACUGCCAUUGUUGCACGGGACACAAUUGUCUUGACUGGUGGUCCAAAGUACAACGUUCCUCUAGGUCGAAGAGAUGGACUCACAUUUGCCACAAGAAACGCAACCCUUUCCAAUCUUCCAUCACCAUUCGUCCCAGUCGACAAGCUACUCCCCGACUUCGCAGCCAGAAACUUCGACGCCACUGAUGUCGUGGCCCUAUCCGGGGCCCACACCAUCGGUGUCGCCCAUUGCACAUCCUUCACACAACGCCUUUACCCUACACAGGACACAACCAUGGACAAAACCUUUGCCAGCACCCUCAAGCGCGUAUGCCCAACCGCCACCACCAAUGCCACCACGUCCUUAGACGUUCGCUCUCCAAACACGUUCGACAACAAGUACUUUGUCGACCUCAUGAACAAACAAGGCGUUCUGACACCGGACCAAGACUUGUACACCGACAAACGGACACGAAGCAUUGUCACUAGCUUUGCGGUUAAUCAAACAUUGUUUUUCGAGAAAUUCGUCAACGCUAUGGUAAAAAUGAGCCAAAUGCAAGUGCUGACCGGCACACAAGGGGAGAUUCGCAACAAUUGUUCCAGGCGAAACGCAAACACAUACGACCCGCUCAUAUCGACUGUCGUCGGUGACGCUGACGUGGACAGCGCACAAAGCUUCUAACGCUUUCAACUUUGAACCAAUAAAUAUAUCGUUAGAAUGUUUUAUGAUAAUAUGAUGUACUGGCACUUGAUGGAAACUAAUAACGGGUGGAAUCGUAUGUGAUAU
Messenger RNA from Helianthus annuus (common sunflower), 1194 nucleotides. RefSeq names its product peroxidase 12. Gene Ontology annotation, molecular function: peroxidase activity; heme binding. NCBI's taxonomy places the organism in Eukaryota, Viridiplantae, Streptophyta, Magnoliopsida, Asterales, Asteraceae. The record is from RefSeq and is a predicted model, not a curated record. Gene Ontology annotation, biological process: response to oxidative stress; hydrogen peroxide catabolic process. The transcript has 3 exons. The coding region runs from base 1 to 1089 and encodes 362 amino acids.